This is a messenger RNA of Ilex paraguariensis (yerba mate), 1551 nucleotides long. The record is from the annotation of a GenBank genome assembly. NCBI's taxonomy places the organism in Eukaryota, Viridiplantae, Streptophyta, Magnoliopsida, Aquifoliales, Aquifoliaceae.
AUGCCAUGGCUUGCAUUUGCUGCACAGAAAGUAGUUGAAGUCAAUGCCUUGGCGGAGGCAUUAUCUGGUCAGAAAGACGAGGCAUUCUUCUCUGCCAAUGCUGCAGCUCAGGCUUCAAGAAAAUCAUCGCCAAGGGUGACUAAUGAGGUUGUUCAAAAGGCUGCUGCUGCUUUGAAGGGCUCUGAUCAUCGACGAUCUACAAAUGUCAGUGCCAGGUUGGAUGCUCAGCAGAAGAAACUGAACCUUCCAAUUCUACCAAUAACGACUACUGGAUCCUUCCCUCAGACAAUGGAGCUGAGAAAAGUUCGUCGUGAAUACAAGGCUAACAACAUCUUAAAUUGUUUUGCUGCUAUACUUUUAGAAUCUCUGAGAAAGAAUAUGUUAAGGCUAUCGAGGAAGAAAUCAACAAAGUUGUCAAGCUCCAGGAAGAGCUCGAUUGAUGUGUUGGUACAUGGUGAGCCGGAGAGGAACGACAUGGUUGAGUACUUUGGAGAGCAGUUGUCUGGUUUUGCCUUCACUGUCAAUGGGUGGGUUCAAUCUUAUGGGUCCCGUUGUGUCAAGCCACCUAUCAUCUAUGGGGAUGUGAGUCGUCCCAAAGCAAUGACUGUCUUCUGGUCCUCACUGGCUCAGAAUAUGACUAAGCGGCCAAUGAAGGGAAUGCUUACUGGCCCCGUUACCAUUCUAAACUGGACCUUUGUAAGAGAUGACCAGCCCAGAUUUGAGACUUGCUAUCAGAUUGCUUUGGCCAUCAAGGAUGAGGUUGAGGACCUUGAGAAAGCUGGCAUCAGUGUCAUUCAAAUUGAUGAGGCUGCUUUAAGAGAAGGUUUGCCUCUGAGGAAGUCUGAGCAAGCUUUUUACUUGGUUUGGGCUGUGCAUUCCUUCAGAAUUACCAACUGUGGUGUUAAAGAUAGUACCCAGAUCCACACCCACAUGUGCUACUCUAAUGUCUAUGAUAUCAUCCACUCGAUUAUAGACAUGGAUUCUGAUGUGAUCACUAUCGAGAACUCUAGGUCAGAUGAGAAGCUUCUUUCAGUUUUUAGAGGAGGAGUGAAGUAUGGUGCUGGCAUUGGCCCUGGUAUAUAUGACAUCCACUCCCCAAGGAUCCCAUCUACAGAAGAGAUUGCUGAACGGAUCAACAAGAUGUUUGCAGUUCUUGAGAGAAACAUCCUCUGGGUCAACCCUGACUGUGGCCUCAAGACACGCAAGUAUUCUGAAGUGAAGCCUGCGCUUAGUAAUAUGGUUGCUGCUGCUAAGCUCCUCCGCACCCAGCUGGCCAGUGAUUAGUGAUUUCGGAAAGCUCAUGUUUUGUUGAGAGGAAGAGGAGAAUCCCCGUUCAUAGCACGAUGAAUCCGUGGGCUUCUGUUGCGAAGACGAAUUCAUGUUAGUUUCCGAGUGCAUGUAUGAGAUCUGGGCAUUCUUGUUUUUAUUUCUCCUUUUAAGUUUGUUUUGUUUUUUCAUGGUUGUAUUUUUUUGCCAUGUGAGUCUUUCUUGAAGGACAUCUAAAACUAACUGACAUUGAGGAGUGAAAGUCAAGCACCAGUUUAAAUGGAG